UCUUAUGACAAAAAAAUGGACAAAAUCUUUGGAUUUGGUGUAUCUACAGUGCUUCUCCCAUACUUUGGAACUCUCGAAGCAUCUGCAUAUCUUAUGUCUUCUUGCUGUAGAAACUCUAGAAGGACAUGGUUUGAAAACCUUAAAGUAUUCACAGAAUAUCUUAUUCCCAGCUAUCGCCUGCAGGACAAAAUUGGAAAAGAUGGCUUCUUUGAUUCAAUCUCAGACAAAGAUUUUGAAUGGCUUAUAUCUCUCCCAAUAACAUACUUCAAGUUCAAUAUCAAGAUCCAAAAGCGGGAGGGUUCAACCUCUUUAUCAUGAUAUAGAAAUUUCUAUGAUUAUUUACAAGAGCUCAGUAACAAAAUGGCUAGUGCUCCAGAGGAGAUGAAGAUGCUCUAUAGGAUCAAUAACCACUGUAGAAUUUUCAUCAAUGCAAAUGAUGACCUCAAGUCUUACAUUUCGAUCUACGAUUGCUUUCAAGAGAUGGGAACCGACGACAGGAUCCUUGAUGUCAAAUUUACUCUUUGUGAGUAUGAUUUCGAUGAGUCCAUGUAUUGUCCCUACUUUGAAUGCUCUCAAGUCAUAAUGAAGACUAUUGAGGAUGAGUAUUACACUGACAGAUAUUUUGCAGAGUAUUGCCCUGUAAGUUCUGAUAUGCCAUUUUUCAGAAAAGUUAAUAGAUUCAAAUGAGAAGUAAACAGACCAACUUCCCUGCUAUAUUUCUUGCAAAAUUGUAAAACAUUAAUUGAUACCUUGAUUGUUGACUAUACAACUCUUGUGACAGUGAUCAAUUACAAUAAAGAUAGUAACGAACUUAUUGGAGAAAGUAUUUUCUCAGAAUCCCUCAGAAAAUAUCUGAACAAUAUCAAGCUAAUAAAUGUAAAGCCUCAGGAAAGGGAGAAAUUAAAGAUUCUGAUGGACUAUAUACUGGAGAAUUUAUCAUUAAAGGGAAUAUUCAUAUCUUUAAUGAGCCAUACACAGGAUAUUGUGCCAGACUACUGUUCUAGUAUUCCUAAUUACUUGUUCUCAAAGUAUUACGGAUUACAAGAAAUUUACCUUGCAGUAGACGACACAUAUCAUUUCCCAACAACUUUUAAAUGAUUUGGAAGAAAUGUCCUCUUCCAGAUAAUUCACAAGGAUGAGUUUGGAGUUUCCACCCAUACUCUCUUUUGUGAAAAGGUUUCUAUCAAAGAAACUGAGGUCAAAGAACUAGAUAGUAAUGUCUGAUAUUUAACAGCUAAAAAAUUUAAUCUUCAAGGGAUCAGAUACAUCCAUGAAGAUGAGCUUGGAGACCUUGAAAAUUUGAGGUACAAGAAGAACAUUAUUGAAAAGGAACUAGACUUUAAGGGACAACACCAGCAUCUUAAGGGCUUACAUACCCUUGGUAGCGGAAGAUUUAACUUCAAGAUGUUCACUGAUGAUGCAAUGAGAUGCUGACAAACCAGGCAUAGUUUUCAAUAAAUUCAAAAGUGG
Molecule: messenger RNA, 1470 nt
Organism: Moneuplotes crassus
Lineage: Eukaryota; Ciliophora; Spirotrichea; Euplotida; Euplotidae
Source: the annotation of a GenBank genome assembly